Morus notabilis is the source of this 2335-nucleotide messenger RNA. Its product is annotated as formin-like protein 4. Gene Ontology annotation, molecular function: actin filament binding. Gene Ontology annotation, biological process: actin nucleation; actin cytoskeleton organization. The transcript is spliced from 2 exons. Lineage: Eukaryota; Viridiplantae; Streptophyta; Magnoliopsida; Rosales; Moraceae. Bases 1 to 2259 code for a protein of 752 amino acids. The record is from RefSeq and is a predicted model, not a curated record.
AUGUCACCACAAGGCGUAAAAAUUGCCAAGACCAUUGCUGCCACGGCUGCAAUUACUCUAGUCUUUGCUUCCAUCUUCCUCUUCUUGUACUUCAAAUUCUACGUUUCUCGUCGCCGUCGAGAAAAGAACAAGGUGAACGGGAGCUUUCGUCGAGAGGAUGUUGCGAUGGCUAGUCAUCAAGAGUUGAAGAAAUCAUGUAGAAAUGUUAAGGAAAUGAAUGAUUAUGGAAAUGGGAUGGAUUCUUUGAGCCUAAGGAAACUAGAAGGUGGGCAAGUCAAGACUAAUUUCCCAAAAUUUGUGUUUAAUCCGAGUUACAAUGGAGAAGAGGAGGAGGAGGAGGAGGAGGAGGAGGCUGAAGAGAAGAGAGUGGACGCUGAGGGAGAGAAAAACCGCGAAAAGUUUAAGCCUCAGGAAGCUCCAUUAUUGCUCCAUGAAUUGUCAUCUGAUCUCAUAGUUUGUGAUGAAGUUGGGAAACCUGUUGUGCAUAGUCCAACUUCAUCACAAUCUUCUGAAGCCUCUUUUACACUAACCCCACCUAUAGUGCCUAAAAAGCUAACCCCAUUAUCACAAGUUACUAAUAGUCUUACACCUCCACCACCACAACGUUCCCCACCUCCUCCACUGCCGCCACCUCCACCGCCACCACCAGUGCCACCGCCACUUCCAUCAAGAGCGAAACCUCCACUGCCGCCCCCAAUAACUACACCGACUGGUUGGAUAUCGUCGCGGAGAACUCCAAUUGCUACCAAUGGGAGAGCAACUAAGAGGAACAACAUUAGACCAGAAGCAGCUUUAACAGAAGAGAGCUCAAAUGGGAGCAAUAUUGUUGGGCAAGUGAAACUGAAACCGUUGCAUUGGGACAAGGUCACGGCAGAUGUUGAUCACUCCACGGUCUGGGACGAAAUCAAUGAUGGCUCACUGAGAUUUGAUGAUGAACUAAUGGAAAACCUAUUUGGUUACUCCACAACAAACCGCCAAUCUUCCGAAAGAAACAACAUUUUCACAGCUUUCACCAAAUCAUACUCAAGCCCUCCAACUCAAAUCUUCAUUUUGGACCCCAGAAAGUCUCAGAACACAGCAAUUGUCCUAAGAUCUCUCGCCACCUCUCGUCGAGAAAUCCUCGAUGCCCUCGUAGAUGGCCAGGAGCUCAGCCUUGAGACCCUCGAGAAGCUCACCAAGAUAUCUCCAACACAAGAAGAGGCAUCCAAGAUCCUCAACUUCAAUGGCAACCCGAGUAAGCUUGCCGACGCAGAGUCCUUCCUCUACCACAUCCUCAAAUCUGUUCCCUCUGCGUUUACGCGCCUCAACGCGAUGCUGUUUCGAGCAAGCUAUGAUCCUGAAAUCCUCCACUUCAAGGAGUCCCUCCAAACUCUUGAAUUGGGUUGUCAGGAGCUAAGAUCUCGCGGCCUCUUCCUUAAGCUCCUCGAAGCCAUUCUCAAGGCAGGCAAUAUAAUGAAUGCCGGAACUUCAAGAGGCAAUGCACAAGGAUUCAAUCUCAAUGCUCUGAAGAAGCUCUCUGACAUAAGAAGCAACCAUGGUAAGACUAGUUUGCUUCACUUUGUUGUCGAACAAGUUGCUCGGUCGGAGGGAAAACGCAAUCUGAUUAACGAAAAUUACCAAAACAGAAUUAGUACUAAUACUAAUCAAAGAACACAAAACGUAGAUAUUACUCUCAAAAAAGAAGAGAAGGACAAAGAGUACUUAUUGUUGGGAUUGCCAAUGUUAGAAGGCCUAAGUAAAGAGCUAUCCAAUGUAAAGAAAGCAGCUACAAUAGACUACGAAAGUUUCUCCACCACUUGUAACAUUCUAAGCUCAAAAGUAGCCGAGAUUCGGAGACUUUUAUUGGGCUGCAACGACGGCGACGACAAAGGUUGGUUUGCGAGGGAAAUGAAAGGAUUUUUAGAGGAGUGCGAGGAGGAGAUAAAGGUGGUGAGAGAAGAGCAGAACAGGGUUUUGGAGAUUGUGAAAAGGACGACAGAUUAUUACCAAGCCGGGGUUUCGAAGGAAAGAGGUGUUAAUCCGUUUCAGCUGUUUGUUAUAGUCAAGGAUUUUCUUGACAUGGUUGAUCAAGUGUGUGUGGAAACUUGUCGCAAGAUGCAGAAGAAGGUCAACGUUACGAGUACUAAUGGUAUUGCAGGGUCGGGUUUGUCGACGUCGCCGCCACUUUCUCUGUCGACGAGGUUUUCGAAUUUCAAGUUUCAUUUCAUGUCGGACAUGUCCCUGACGUCUUCGGAUAGUGAUUUGGAAGAUGAGUUCUGAAUUGCAGGCAGGGACGGCGUUGCUGUGUAGGGGAUUGAAUAACAAGAGAAAACGAAGAUGUGAUUUUUUAUUUUAU